Rana temporaria (common frog) is the source of this 3985-nucleotide messenger RNA. RefSeq lists its product as uncharacterized. The record is from RefSeq and is a predicted model, not a curated record. Bases 178 to 3699 code for a protein of 1173 amino acids. The transcript has 3 exons. Gene Ontology annotation, molecular function: protein binding; zinc ion binding. NCBI's taxonomy places the organism in Eukaryota, Metazoa, Chordata, Amphibia, Anura, Ranidae.
UGUAUCAACAUGUAGGACAUAUACCUUCAAUAUAAACAUUUAUUUCUCCACAAACUUCCUCAAGAUAAAAGCUGCAAGACCAGCUCAGCCCCUCCCUGUGCCGAGGAAUGUGAGACGCCCUUUAGAUUUUCCUUGUCGGAGACUUUUUACUUUCAUUUCUCUCUUCUGCUGUCAGCGAUGGCGUCUGCUGAUCUGAGACAGGAGCUGGACUGUUCCAUCUGUCUGACCACAUAUACAGAUCCUGUAAACCUGAGAUGUGGUCACAACUUCUGCCGGGUCUGUAUUGAUCGUGUGUUGGAUACACAGGGGGGGUCUGGAGGAUAUUCCUGUCCUGAGUGCAGAGAAGAGUUCCGGGAUCGGCCUGUACUGCAGAGAAACAUAACACUACGUAACAUAGUGGAGACUUUCCGAUCUACUCAGCUGGAAGAAGGGAAGACUGGAAUCUUCUGUACUUAUUGCUAUCACUCUCCUGUACCUGCUGUUAGAUCCUGUCUGCUGUGUGAAGCAUCUCUGUGUGAUAAUCACCUGAGAGUCCACAGCAAGGCACCAGAACAUGUCCUAACCGAUCCCACCACUUCCAUGGAGAACAGAAAAUGCUCCAUCCAUAGAGAACUUCUUAAAUAUUACUGCACUGAGGACUCUGCCUGUAUCUGUGUGUCCUGCAGGCUGGAUGGAGAACACCAGGGACACAAGGUGGAGACUCUGGAUGAGGCCUCUGAGAAUAAAAAACAGGAACUGAGAAAUGUUCUGCAGAAACUGAUGACAGAGAGAGAGGAGACGGAGAAAAGAGUCCAGAGUCUGCAGGAUCGCAGGAGAAAAGUACAAGAAAAAUCAGAGAGAGUCACUGCCCUGUUCAUAGAGCUCAGGAGACAUCUGGAGGACCUGGAGAAGAGAGUCCGGAGGAACAUCUCCAGCCAGGAAGAGCGGAUCUCAUUGUCUGAUCUGAUCCAUCAGCUGGAAAUAAAGAAGAAGGAUCUGUCCAGGAAGAUGGAGGACAUUGAGAAGCUGUGUAACAUGACUGACCCACUGACUGUCCUACAGGAAUCAGACACAGGGGACUUGUGUGAUACUGAGGAGGGAGAUAAUGAGGACAGAGAGAGACAUGAUAGACUCCUCCAUGAUGGAGGGGAUCUGGAUGUGUCUGGAAUCUCACACACAUUACACACAGGGUUAUCUCAUAUGAUAAAAGAGGUAAAUGUAUUCUUCAAUAUACAGGAAGCUUCAGACAUAUUACUGGAUGUGAGCACAGCUCAGAAUAAUCUACAGAUAUCAGAUGACAUGAAAACUGUAUCCAGGUCAGAUAUAGAGCAGAAUCGUCCAGAAACACCGGAGAGAUUUCAGAGGUGGGCCCAGGUAUUAAGCAGUCAGAGAUUUUCCUCGGGGCGACAUUACUGGGAAGUGGAUGUCAGAGAGUCAGAAGAUUACAGCGUCGGGAUGUGUUAUCCCAGUAUAGAGAGGAGAGGAGGGCAGUCACUGAUUGGAUAUAAUAAGAAGUCCUGGGGUUUGUGGAGGGAUAGUGGUGGGUGUUAUCUAAUACAUGACAAUAAACAGAUCAUCACAUCUCCCGAUCUCUCCAGUAACAGAGUCAGGAUCUCUGUGGAUUAUGAGGCCGGGCAGCUGUCCUUUUAUGAUCUGUGUGACCCAAUCAGACACCUCCACACCUUCACCACCACCUUUACUGAGCCCCUCCAUGCCGGGUUACGUGUAUGGAAAGGUUCUAUAACAAUAUCCGGGGGUGAGGGGCGACUGAAGGAACGCCUGACUUUGGAUUGCUGUGCAUUUAUGCGGGCCUCUAGUAGUCUGUCGCUUAGGGUUGAGCUUCUUGAGCACGAUGAUCUGUAUGACCGAGAGGAAUGUUUGGAUGAAUUUGAUCUGUGUGAUCUAGUUUCUUGCAAAUGGGAGAUGCGGAGUUCCGCUUUAUCUUUAGCAAGCAGCACCAUGGACAUAUACCUUCAAUAUAAACAUUUAUUUCUCCACAAACUUCCUCAAGAUAAAAGCUGCAAGACCAGCUCAGCCCCUCCCUGUGCCGAGGAAUGUGAGACGCCCUUUAGAUUUUCCUUGUCGGAGACUUUUUACUUUCAUUUCUCUCUUCUGCUGUCAGCGAUGGCGUCUGCUGAUCUGAGACAGGAGCUGGACUGUUCCAUCUGUCUGACCACAUAUACAGAUCCUGUAAACCUGAGAUGUGGUCACAACUUCUGCCGGGUCUGUAUUGAUCGUGUGUUGGAUACACAGGGGGGGUCUGGAGGAUAUUCCUGUCCUGAGUGCAGAGAAGAGUUCCGGGAUCGGCCUGUACUGCAGAGGAACAUAACACUACGUAACAUAGUGGAGACUUUCCGAUCUACUCAGCUGGAAGAAGGGAAGACUGGAAUCUUCUGUACUUAUUGCUAUCACUCUCCUGUACCUGCUGUUAUAUCCUGUCUGCAUUGUGAAGCUUCUCUGUGUGAUAAUCACCUGAGAGUCCACAGCAAGUCACCAGAACAUGUCCUAACUGAUCCCACCACUUCCAUGGAGAACAGAAAAUGCUCCAUCCAUAGAGAACUUCAUAAAUAUUACUGCACUGAGGACUCUGCCUGUAUCUGUGUGUCCUGCAGGCUGGAUGGAGAACACCAGGGACACAAGGUGGAGACUCUGGAUGAGGCCUCUGAGAAUAAAAAACAGAAACUGAGAAAUGUUCUGCAGAAACUGAUGACAGAGAGAGAGGAGACAGAGAAAAGAGUCCAGAGUUUGCAGGAUCGCAGGAGAAAAGUACAAGAAAAAUCGGCCGGUCUAACAGAGAGAGUCACUGCCCUGUUCAUAGAGCUCAGGAGACAUCUGGAGGACCUGGAGAAGAGAGUCCGGAGGAACAUCUCCAGCCAGGAAGAGCGGAUCUCAUUGUCUGAUCUGAUCCAUCAGCUGGAAAUAAAGAAGGAGGAUCUGUCCAGGAAGAUGGAGGACAUUGAGGAGCUGUGUAACAUGACUGACCCACUGACUGUCCUACAGGAAUCAGACACAGGGGACUUGUGUGAUACUGAGGAGGGAGAUAAUGAGGACAGAGAGAGACAUGAUAGACUCCUCCAUGAUGGAGGGGAUCUGGAUGUGUCUGGAAUCUCACACACAUUACACACAGGGUUAUCUGAUAUGAUAAAAGAGGUAAAUGUAUUCUUCAAUAUACAGGAAGCUGCAGACAUAUUACUGGAUGUGAACACAGCUCAUAAUAAUCUACAGAUAUCAGAUGACAUGAAAACUGUAUCCAGGUCAUAUAUAAAUCAGAAACAUCCAGAAACACCGGAGAGAUUUCAGUUGUAUACCCAGGUAUUAAGCAGUCAGAGAUUUUCCUCGGGGGGACAUUACUGGGAAGUGGAUGUCAGUGAGUCAGAAAAUUACAUAGUCGGGAUGUGUUAUCCCAGUAUAGAGAGGAGAGGAGGAGAGCAGUCAUGGAUUGGGUAUAAUAAGAAGUCCUGGGGUUUGUGGAGGUAUAGUGGUGUGUGUUCUCUAAUACAUGACAAUAAAGAGAUCAGAAUAUCUCCCAAUCCCUCCAGUAACAGAGUCAGGAUCUCUGUGGAUUAUGAGGCCGGGCAGCUGUCCUUUUAUGAUCUGUGUGACCCGAUCAGACACCUCCACACCUUCACCACCACCUUCACUGAGCCCCUCCAUGCCGGGUUAUGUGUAGGAGAAGGUUCUAUAACAAUAUCUGGGGGUGAAAGGCGACGUGAGAAAUAAUAAUAUAACAGAAAAUCUGCCCAAAUCUGCUGACAUCACAGAAAUAUAAAUCUGAUGAUUGUUAAAUAACAGAAUAAUGCAGUAGAUUCAUAUUCCAGAUGUCAUAAAUCUAAAGAUUUCCAACACAACCAAUCACAGCAUUGAGAAAUCUCAGCACAGGGAAGUGUGAUUUAUUCUCUUAUAGUGACAAUAAUAAGAUUUGGGGUUUUCAGGGGUUCAUUAAGUGUUAGUGGUUAUGAUAAGACUAAGGCCCCGUACACACAAGAGGAUCGAUCCGCUGAAAUUG